AUGUCUAGCGGCCGACAGCUUCGUCGUCAGAUUAAGGUGCCGAACAGGUAUGGCGAAUCCGAUUUCGCAACGCCAGUGCCCGUGAAAAAUCUCCUAACAUCUAUGCACACGGCCAGGGAGCAACCCAGAUCUAGUGAUACAACAGAUCCUACUCCAGUAAAUCGACCUCGGAGAGCCAGAGCGAUUCCUCGACGAAAUUUCAUCGAGUAUGACCCGACUUUGGCACCCACAACAUACCCAAAUUCUGACUGGUCUGACCUCGAGACCCCGUUCAAUCGAAGGGUUCGUGAGUCUCAGAAGCCGACCACUGUGAACUGGGGAGCGAGUAACUGCCAAUCCAAUCCAAUCUAUGAGAACAAUAUGUCGAGAAUGUCGGCAAGCGACGCCGAUCAUGAUCUUACAGACAACCUCAGCAUUUCGGACAGUGAUGAAGAGCUGAUGGCUCGCCAGACGGUUUUCAGAGAAACGAUGGAGGAUCCAGCCUGGAGCGACGUGUCUCCCACACUCCAGUUGGAGAUCUGCGAUAACUUUUGCGCUACCAAUAACUGUCAGUGGGAGGUGAUGGGUGACAAGUUCGGUCUUAUGCAUGACGAGCGUAACAAGCUUGCUUACUAUCGGGGCUCACGCAAACGACAAGUUGCCAGGGAAGACAAACAUCUGGCUAAGAUGAGAGCGCAUCAGCUGGGGUAUUUGUUGGACUUUGAUGACGCUCGUUUGAAGAAUCAGGAAGUCCCUUAUCAACCGGUUCUUCGUCGAGUCCAAGAAAUCACACACAAGCCCAGCUUGCAAGACGCGGUCCCAAAGCUCGAGUUCUGCCGUCAUGGAGAUUUGAUGGUGGCCAGACAGUAUCUCCGGAAGCGCAAUCUGAAUCCAAGCCUGGCUGGUAAAUGGGAAAUUUUUAUGGCUGAACAAGCUCGUAAUGCUCCCUAUCUUACAUCCCAGAUCCAUGGUAUCUUUGAGUGGUUUCACCGGAUGCCAAAUUGGCAUUCGCCCCAUGAUAAUGCGCCCCACGAUGAUGGACCGAAGAAGCCAGUAUUCUUUCCUGAUUCUUCAUCUAGUGACACGUCUUCCUCCCCUGACCUGCCAUCCCUCGCAAAUGAUCUCUAUGUAUCUGCGUAUCAGCUGGAUGAGGAUCGGAGGGAGACUGUCCGAGGUAAGUUUUCGAACCCACAGGAAAGCACCCGCGAUUCUCACGGAGGGGUAUCUUUGGGCUACCGUGAUCAAUCGUUCGACGAGCUGGUGAUCAUUGGAAAAAAUACUCGGAAGCAAAAGAAAAAAAUCAAGGCAGCAAAGAAGCACAUGCCUCUUCUCUUGAUUAACCUUCAGAGCGACUUCCAGAGCGACUUCCAGAGCGACUUCCAGAGCGACUUCCAGAGCGACCACGAGAGCGACUACGAGAGCACUCCAUCCAAGCCGCCACGCAGUGGGGGCCACGACAACACCGAGUCCUGCUCUGGCCCGCUCCAGCGAUCUUUGGGUGGGUUCUGGUCUUUGAGCCCUGCUGAAUCUCAGGCGCGAUAUGAACGGCAAAUUGCACAGGCAAGAGCCGAAUAUGCCCAGAAGCGAAAGGCAGCUGAAAAGCAGCCUGAGAAGAAACUUCAAGGCACGAAUGAACUCAGCGAAGUUCCUGUUAACGAAGUUCCUGUCAAUAAAAUUGCUCUCAACAAAAUUCCUGUCGAAGCACCUGUUGACAAAUCACCCACGAGUGCCGAAAAUUUUCCCACCCAUUUGAAUGACCUAAGCAACUUCGCAAGAGAUAUCAUCGAGGAUCACAAGCUUCGCGCGAGCCAAAGAGAUUCAAAUUAUCAAGUUGUCUUGAAUGAUACCUUUGCUGAACACUUCGGCUUUGAUCGAUUCCUUAAGAAGUGUCAGGAUACGUUUAACGCGAAACGCAACCAAGCACCGCAGGAAUGCACUGGCCAAGAGGUUUCGAAUGAAGUCCGCGCCGAAUAUCUUGAGUGUAAUGACUGGAUGGACGAAUCUCUAAACCUCGAUACGAACUGUCGCGACGAUCCAAACGACAAAAACCACAGCUUGUGA
Penicillium argentinense is the source of this 2040-nucleotide messenger RNA. RefSeq lists its product as uncharacterized. The transcript has 2 exons. Bases 1 to 2040 code for a protein of 679 amino acids. NCBI's taxonomy places the organism in Eukaryota, Fungi, Ascomycota, Eurotiomycetes, Eurotiales, Aspergillaceae. The record is from RefSeq and is a predicted model, not a curated record.